UGAGGGAAAAAAGGCAAAUAAACUUAGCUCAAGUACACAUAUCUUAGGUAAGAGACAUGCUGAAAAUCUAGAGGGUGCUUCAGCUCCCAAAAGGCAGGCUGAUGAAACAAAUAAGGGAUCACCAAAAUCAUUGAGCCCCAACAGAGUAUGUUCUUUGUCUAGAGAGAGUUCAUUUAAGAACUUAGACAAGGGGAAAGUGAGGCCAUCUCCUCAAUUUUCUCUUGGAAACCAUUCUGGUAAUCAUAUGCUAGAAGCUGUACGCUCUCUGACUUCUUAUCCACGGCUGCAAACACCAAAGGGGAGCUUAUUGAAAUGCAGUUCAUUCAAUACCUUAAAUUCCAAACCUAUAGUGAAGCUUGUAGAUGAGGUUGUUGUUCAGAAACGGAAAAGUGCUAGAGAACAUGCAUCACUUGAUAGCAAGGAGGAACCUGCUAGAAUGGUGGGCAAAUCAAUGUCAUUUAAAUCCAGUAACUCUGGACGGUUAAAUGCUGGGGAAUCAAAAUUUAAAUUGCUAUCAUCUAAAAAUCCUCAUGUUCAAGAUCCGAAAGAAUUAAAGCAAGUUAAAGAGAGGAUAUCAUUAGAAAGGAAAAAAAUAUCAAAAUUGGACCUCUAUAGUUCUAUUGUUUCGACACCUAAGGUGGAUCAGAAACUGACAGCUCGUGCUGAUGUAAUUUCUCAUUCAUCUGCAAUCAACCACCGAGAAACUAAAGUUGUUCAGUCAGAUGGAAGACCAAAUAACUUAUCAAGAUCAACCAACAGUCUAGCUCGUAAAGGUGUUGAAAAUGCAGUUUGUUUUGCUGUUUCAUCCACCAAUGGAGACUUUUCUUCUGAACAGAAGUUAAACCAAGUGAACCUGAAGGAGGAACCCUCAUCAAGUUCUUCACUGUCGUUUGAGAGGCAACCUUGUAACAUUAAUGGAGUUGUUUCAGAUGGCCUAUCUCUGUUAAUAGAUUCAACAAACCAGAGUGAGAAAUCAAGGGAGAGUGCUUUUAGUCGAUCCUCCAAAAGUGAUCCAUGUUUAAAAUGCAAAGGAAUGGGUCAUGCAGCUGAGUAUUGCUCAGUCUUUCUGGCUUAUGGUGCUGAUCAGUCUGCUCCUAGAACUUCUACAGAGGAGAUAAAUAAAGGCAAUAAGAUGAAAGCUGCAAUUGAGGAUGCUAAACGUUUGAAGCCUGAAAUAUGUGAAAGAACUUCUCAAGAUCCAUCAUCAGUUUGCAAUAAGGCAAAGAAUGUGGUUUCUGUUGAAUUUACAGAUGAGCGACAAGCAAAUCUUUGCAAUCAGGCUUCCACUGGUAAUAUGAAGCUGCUUAAUUCACAGUCCACUGAUGCUGUCUCUGUAGUUUCUUCUGUUGGCAAACUUUCAAUGAGAGAUAUCCAUGCCCCUCCUUUAGCCACAACAUCUGCUGUCUCAAAGAUGUCAGCCAUCCCAGACCAUGAUUACAUCUGACAGGGGACUUUUGAUGUGAAUAAGCAUGGAAAACCUCCUGAGUUUUGUGGUGGUGUUCAGGCCCAUAUCUCAACCCUUGCAUCACUUAAAGUGCUGGAGGUUGUCAACACUUUUCCCCACAAGGU
This is a messenger RNA of Hibiscus syriacus, 1569 nucleotides long. RefSeq lists its product as uncharacterized. The record is from RefSeq and is a predicted model, not a curated record. NCBI's taxonomy places the organism in Eukaryota, Viridiplantae, Streptophyta, Magnoliopsida, Malvales, Malvaceae. The transcript is spliced from 4 exons. The coding region runs from base 245 to 1444 and encodes 399 amino acids.